Pomacea canaliculata is the source of this 4733-nucleotide messenger RNA. RefSeq lists its product as uncharacterized. Gene Ontology annotation, biological process: negative regulation of DNA-templated transcription; negative regulation of circadian rhythm. Bases 181 to 1371 code for a protein of 396 amino acids. Lineage: Eukaryota; Metazoa; Mollusca; Gastropoda; Architaenioglossa; Ampullariidae. Gene Ontology annotation, cellular component: nucleus. The record is from RefSeq and is a predicted model, not a curated record. The transcript has 5 exons.
CGGGCUCGUUACCGUGUCACGUGCGGCAGGCAGUAGUAGCGUACAGACACGUGAGUGGCCGCGUUGAACGGCGUAACAACAUGGAGGCCUUCUGCUGCUCGACGCACGUACAGCGAUAACUUUCUUACUUUGCAGCAAUGGAUCGGGAAAGACUAGCUGUGUCAUUUUGAUGGAUACAGAAUGGCACCUGCACAGAAUAACUCCUUUGAUUUCUACAUGGCUGAAAAUAUAUACAGUGAUGUUCCUAGUGACACAGAAGAGACAAACUUUGAUUCUCUUUUGGACCAAUGCAAGAUUCCACCUUACCAAGAUACGCAGCAACAACAGUGUAUGUCUGACACUGGUGGAAUGGGUGAUGUGGGUGAGGGGUUUGACCUUAUGUGUGAUAUCAGCUCUUCACACCUCACCUUGGAGGAGGAUGUGGAGCAAAGUGUAGCAAGCUCUGUUUCAGCAAGGUGCGAUGUGUCCUUGGGUCCCUCCAGCACGUUUGUUAAUGUUAGUCACAGAAGUCCAAGUCCACUCUCAGCUGUUUCACAGGCAGCUACUGCUGGUACACAUUUUGACUCCAACUGGCCAAGUGUUUCUGAUGAUGAUGGUGACAGUUGUUCCAUGCAAAAAGAAGAAAAGGAAGUGAACAGUACUGUUGGCCAGAAUAAAGAGUCACCUGUUGAAAUUCCAAGCCGACGACAGCCUCUGCCUGAUUACCAGACCAUGACACCAUGGACCAAUGACAGCUUACGUCAAGCCAGUAGCAUAUUUUACCCUCCAAGUCAUGAAAUUCCUUGUUUCAUGUUGAAUCCAAAUGUUUUGGAGGGUCAAGAGAGGACCAAAAGUCCAAAAGCCUCACCACCCCAGCACUCUCCAUCUGUUAACCGAUCUUCUACAGCUGUCACCACAACAGUAGACAGCCCGACUCUUAGGCAGCCCAGUCUUGUCUCUCGCAUGUAUGCUUCAAAGGCAUCGCUUCCUUCAUUAGCUGCACAACGUCUCAGUAGAGAAAAACGGUUUAGAAAAACGGCUGAAGCCUUGCAUAAAUGUGGUUUGUGGGACAUAGCGAUGAAGACAGGCACCUUGGUGAAACGCAAUUCUGAACUGCAAAAGGAGAUAGAUGCAUUUCGGGCUGAGGCCAUGGCAUUCCUAAAAUCUGUGAUCAGAAACCCAGAGAACAAAGAUCUGAGACUGUCUUCUGCCUCUACAUACAGCUUACCCACAACACAAAACUGGUCAGUCAAAGGCACAGAUAGUGGAGAUUCAGACAUGUCCACUGUGGGUGGCAAUAAAAUUUCAAGCAGCUGCAGCUCCACUACCAGUGGCUACACAACAUGUCACACUGGUAGCAGCAUCAGGCAGUCUAGUCCAAGCCUGAAGUGACAAAGUCAGCACAUAGCUUUUAACUUGGCCUGUUUCUUUGGGAGUCAUGUGGGGUCAAGCUUAUUACUGCAGAAAGUGUGCUAUCAGACCCACCAGCAAUUUAUUAACAGUUUUAAUUAAGUCUUGCUUUCUUUUUGCCUGAAAAUUUAUACAGCAUCCCCUAUAAAGCUAAUAAUUUAGAGGGGAACUGGACUUAACCCUAUCAAAGUUCUAAACUAAUAUGGUUAAAUGUCUUUAAGAAUGUAUGCAGUGAGAUACUGUCAUAACAGGAUCUUAUGAGAGCAAUAUUUUGAGAGAGUGUUGUACUACAGAAUCAAAAUGCAUCACAAAGAUCUAGUUUAAUUAUGUGUAUUUAUGCUGUCAAAAUAGGCACUACUAAUUUAAACAUUUAUCAGGUCUUUCAUCAUUUACAGUUUGUUGGGUAGGAACCACAGUUCAAGGUUUGAUAGUCUUAAAGUGCUGUCUUCUAUAAAGCAGAAUGCAGUAUGCUUUUUAUGAUAGCUGCCAGUGAAACAGAAAAGCUUUUAUCUCAACUAAAUUCUUUGGGUUAAGUUUUUUCUGAUAGCUGAGUUUCACUAACUUCAAAGUAUGUUCCUGUGUCACUCCGAAGAGAUAAAAAGUUGAUUAGACUACCCUUACCCUUCUCCAAAUUUAUUUGAAACUGGGAGAGACUUGCGCAUCUCUAUAUUAAUAUAUUCUACUAGACUUUUGUUGAAUUGGCUAUGGAGUGCUCUUUAUCCACCAAGCUUUGCAGAGAUUCAGUGUAGCUGCUGACUUUGCCACUACAAACUUUCUUUACAAUAAUUACCAGCCACAGAUGGUAAACUCUUUGUGUCUGUGAUGAGACCAGUUUAGGGAGUGUUGCCUGUAUUGAAACACUUAGCAGCAAGCAUAUCAUGUUUCAUCACUUGCUUAUCAUAAGCCACCACUGUAGCAAAGAUGAUUUACUACAGUGUUUGCUGUCAAAAUAUGUUUUCUAAGGUGUAAUAUUUUUUUUGGCAUGCUCAAAAUAUUUUUUAAAAAGUAAGUUGUUUUACAAAAUGCACAAAUUAUGUUUCAGUGCACAAACACAGAGUUGCCAUAACACAGAGUGAUAGGAUUAAUGAUGUAAAUAUUCUUUGUUCAUUGAGUUCUUUUAAGAGGAUCUUUGCAGCCAUCGCAGAAUUUCUCUUAGUGAUGUUAAGUUUAUCAGUGCUGUUUUGACUAACUGCCUAGUGCUUUUGCUUUAGUUAGAAGAUGUAAGAGAUGUAUCUGAUUAGAUGCUGACACAAAACUUAAUAGACUUUCCUCGAGAGUAAACUUAAGUUAGGGAGUGAUUGUUUUUCAGGUUGUAAUCUGUUCUACAUAUCACUUUUACGGGGCUGUAAAGCAGCAUCCAACAUCAUUUCUGGUGUUUCUUUGAAUGAGGUGUUCAUCAGUGCUACAUGUGGAAUCUUUAGAAUGCCAUAUACUUUUGCAUUGUUUUUGUAUUUAAAGUUAUUACCAAUAUUUCUUUAAUAAGAUUAGUUUUAUGGGAAAAGUAAUAAAGGGUAUAACAGAAAUACCUCUAUAUCUAUUAUGUACAAUCACAUGUAUACUUCUGAGCAAACACGUUUUCUCGCGUCUUAUUAUAUCAUGAAUUUGUGCAUUUUUAAGUGACCUGUAUUAUGUUGAUUAUUGAACUUAAAGCUCCCGAUAUAUAAAUUGAGCAUUUGUUAGAAAUUUUUUCAUUUCUUUAAAUUUAACAACUGUUGUAGAUGUUGUUUAAAGUAGACUAUCUCCAGUGGACCAGAUGGGGAGACAGAUUUCUCUUGAUGCUAAAUAGCAUUAAGAGUCUAAGUUCAUUGAACAAACUGGAUGAUCCAUUGUGCCUAAGACUUUAUGAUACAAUCACAAACUGUUCAAAAUGUUGGCAUAUGAACUAUAUUUUAUCUUGAGAACUCGCCAUAGUGACAGUGUGUAAAAUGAUCAAGUUUAUUACAUGAUGCUAAAUCUGAGUGGACAACUCCCUUUCCUUUACGAGAUUUAACUCAUGAUGAUCUACAUAAAUGUUAUGGGUGUGACCUCAUUCUGUGCAUACUAUUGUCAAAGUUUGAGAAUAUGAAUAUGCUUCAUUUGCUGUUUACACGACUGUCAUUUUGUCUGGUGUGACAUCAGAGAGUUUACCUCUUUUUGUGAAUGUUGCAUCUCACAAUCAGAAAAUGGGCUAUUGUCCAGACAUGGAAAAUUAGUGUCUAGUAAUGAUUCAAGUCAUUUUCUUUAAAACUUCUUUGUUUCCAGUGUAUUAAGUAAAACUAAGCUCACAGCAAGAAAUACCCUUUACAAACACUGUGUUUUCUGUUAAAGUUGUUUGUUACGGGGAGGGGUAAAAAAAUUUAUAAAAGCAGUAAUAACUGGCUGGAAGUUUAGUAUGUUCUCUCAGUUUAUAAGUGUCUUAAAUGAGCUAUCUGUGUAUUUUCUGAGUGAAUCUUUUUAAUGGCAUGUCCUUGUUAACCAAUGGUAUUUGAAUCUGUGGUGUAACAGCAGUUUGAGAGCUUUUAUGAAUUGUAAGUCUUUGGCAUGGAGGAAGCAUAUGGUUUGUAAUUAAGCUAUUAUAAUUAUUCAACUGUUAGCACUUAUUGAUUUACGCAGUUUCAAAAAUGAGGGCAGUUGAAGCAAACAUGAUACAUCUCUUAUGCAUGAAUAGGGCUAACUCAGCAUGUUGUCACUUUGUGGCAACAAGCAUCUCAAGUAGUCUUGUGUGCGACUGCACUUCUGACAGAAAACAAGGGAUGACCUCAAGCAAUCACGUUGUAGGUUUAGCUACAAUUCUAAAAUAUGUCCAAUCAUUCAAAUGCUGUCAAAUUUGGAAUAAAAAGUGUUUUCAUGUACUAACAUUGAGCAACUAUCAUAGGAAAUUCCCAUCUGGUUACUUUUUCAUUUAGUCUGAUUAAGGGGCAAAAGUUUGACAUUUCAGUUACAAAGAUUGAUACAUGUACUGUACUAAUCAAAUAUUCGGUCACUUUCAGAGUACAUGUGCAUUUGCUGUCAGAGUUUCUGAGUUAGCUGCUUUUCACAUGGUCCAGACUUGUAAAUUAGCCAUCUUAGGUGUAGCUUAUAUAUCAUUUUUGGUUAAAAUAACUAUUCAUCUUUUACAAAAGUUUAAGAAUGUUCUUAAAAAAUGUAAUUUGCAAAUCCUAUUUAUCAAAUGAAAAAAAGCAAGAACAAGUUUAUACUUCUGAGAUGUAGUAAGUGAACUCAAAUGGAGAGUGCUUUGUAGGCCUUUUUAUCUCCCAAGCUUUUAUGACUGAAAGGUCAUUUAGCUGAGCUGAUGGUAUGCCUGUCUCCAUUUUUUUGGUUAAUGUAUAGUUGUGAAAAUAAAAAAAUAAAAAAAACUGGUACCU